Messenger RNA from Miscanthus lutarioriparius, 1293 nucleotides. Lineage: Eukaryota; Viridiplantae; Streptophyta; Magnoliopsida; Poales; Poaceae. The record is from the annotation of a GenBank genome assembly.
AUGGCGGCGCCGGCGGCGGACGAGGCAUGGUACCGGGAGACGGUGCCACGGGUGAUGGAACUGGUGAGUCCACGCCUUCCGCAGCGGGACGCAUGCGCACUGCUCGCGGUGAGCCCCUGGUGCUACCGUGCCCUCGUCGCCAACUCCAGGCUCUGGGAGGUACUUGAUCUACGUGAGAUGAAGAAUGCUGGAGACCGACUUAUUUCAGCACUUUCACUGGCAAGGUAUCGUCAUCUCAAAGUACUAAACCUUGAAUUUGCUCAAGAUAUUGAGGACCGACAUUUUGUUCAUCUAAAAGAAAUGAGUGGCAUCUCACUGGAAAAUUUGGAAUUACUGAACCUAAAUGCAUGUCAGAAGAUCUCUGAUAAAGGAAUUGAAGCUGUUACCAGUCUCUGUCCUAAUCUUCAGCGCCUUGCUAUCUAUUGGAUUGUAGGACUGACAGACUCAAGCAUUGGGCACAUUACAAAGAACUGCAAGCAGAUAGUGGACCUCAACUUGAGCGGUUGUAAGAAUAUCUCAGAUAAAGGAAUGCAGCUAAUUGCUAAUAAUUACCAAGAACUAAAGAAAUUGAACAUAACCAGGUGUGUUAAGUUGACAGAUGAUGGGCUUAAACAAGUUCUUCUGAAAUGUUCUUCACUUGAAAGCCUAAACCUUUAUGCCCUUUCGAGUUUUACUGACAGGGUUUAUAAGGAGAUAGGAUCAUUAAGUAAUCUUACAUUUCUAGACCUAUGUGGUGCUCAGAAUCUAACGGACGAUGGUCUUGCAUGCAUAUCAAGAUGCGGAUGUCUAACAUACCUCAAUUUGACUUGGUGUGUACGUGUUACUGAUGCUGGCAUUGUAGCUAUUGCGCAAGGUUGUCAGUCCCUCGAACUGUUAAGUUUGUUUGGAAUAGUUGGGGUGACUGAUGCAUGCCUCGAGGCUUUGUCAAAAUCUUGCUCGUCCAGCCUCACAACACUCGACGUAAAUGGCUGCAUAGGUAUUAAGCUAGCAGCCACCAUGGUUCUCGACGGCUUUGCAUUGAAGGGGAAGGGAGGUGUUCCGGUGACGAUGGCUGGCUCUGCAGACGGAGGUUGCGCGAGAAGCAUGGCGACCAUGACGAAUCGGACUCCAUUGGUGGCGAGGAAUAGCAUCUGCAUAGAGGCCAUUGCUAGCGUUGUGGCGAACACGAGGCCCAAAGCGCUCGAAGAUGCUACGGCGCUGUCCAUGGUGGCCGUGGUGGUGGAUCGGGCCACGACGAACUCCACCGACGUGGCGAAGGGCGAAGAUCAAGCCACGGACGACAUGGGACAGUAA